This is a messenger RNA of Symbiodinium sp. CCMP2592, 1332 nucleotides long. The record is from the annotation of a GenBank genome assembly. NCBI's taxonomy places the organism in Eukaryota, Dinophyceae, Suessiales, Symbiodiniaceae.
AUGCUGCUCCGAACCAAUCUCUCAUCGUCUCAGGCACCCUCGGUUCCAGCGCAGCGGGUGACGCCGAGAGCAUCGGUGAUGUUGCGCAUAAGCAGCGCAAAGACUUUGGAGCCAGGCAUGCCCUCUGCGCCCGUCGCCUGUGCCUCCAGAAAAAGCAUCAGUCCAGCGAGCGUAACAAGCUCUACACUCCUGCGGCCAGCAACCGCCGUCACCGUGCAGAGAUGUGUCCGCAGCAUUAGUCCGAAUUCGAGGCCUGUCCUGCAGGCGCAGGCCGCGGGCAGGCUCAGCGAGGCUGCAGGUCCAGUGAGUGAGGAACGUGCUGGUGCUGGCAGCAACGUCGAGGCCCUUGGCACCUCUGUUGGCCAGAGGGCUCUGAGCACCACCGGGCAAAGUUCCUGGAGGACACAGGUCGCCGAUGACUCCAAAACCCGUACUCAGUCCGCAGCCUCCACCACAGAGUUGCCAAGCAGAGAGCUGAAGAGCUCUGCGCUGGAGAGUGCGGUCUUGUUGAGCGAGUUCGGCAAGACGCUGGAGCAGGCGACCCUCCUCUUGCGCCAGACGAACGACUCUGACAUUCCAGCUAAUCCUGGGCAGGAAAGCCCGGUUGGCGCUUCGGCGGCUGGACCUCUUCCACCACCUCACAGUGCUGUCCCCUCUACCAGGUUGAUGGCUGCAACUCCGCAGCUUGCUCCCAACCGAACUUCCCCGCCGUCGCCACGCAGGGCUUCCGAAGCUCCAGCAUGCAAUUCCUUGCGAUGGCAGCAGCCGCCGCGACAAAGCCCAGGCUGUGAGACACACUCAGGUACCGUCCCAGAGCUCCCCAACCCAGAUCUGACUGCCGCAACGGAAGCAUCUGCAGCAGCACUCUCCAGCACAACUCCUGCAACUCCUGCCAUCAAGUUCCCAGAGCCCAACCUUGCAGGCAUUGGAACACUUGGCACCACCACUCAGAACCCCAUACUUGCAUCGGCACCCACCCUCCCGUGCGACCCAUGCACACCGACCUCAGAUGUCGCAACGGCUCCGCUGUGGGAUCCUGUAUCGACAGCGUGUGCACCUUCAGGGCAAUUGAGCAACUCACAGGAUGUUCUGCCGUGUGCUGCAAGUUCUCGGAGCAGCCCCUUCUGCAUCCAGGGCAAGAUGACCAAUCUGCCAAGUUGCAGAUCACCGUCCAGGCCGCGGUCACCAAAACAUGACGAACUCUACGAGGAUGCGGCUGCGCGUCGAGAGCGACACCAGGACCGCCUGGGUGAGCAGCUGCGACGGCAGCAGCGGAACGAAGCUGAGGAACAGAUGCGCUGGCAGUUGGAGAAAGAACGCUGGCAGGCGUGA